UGGACACAGCGGAGAACUCAAAGGAGGAGGAAUCACCUGCGAUGGACUUGCAAGAGUUGCCGGAAGGUUGCAUAGCCAACGUGAUCUCGUUGACCAGUCCUCCAGAUGCAUGCAGGUUCUCCUUGCUUUCUAAGGAUAUCAGGUCCGCCGCUGAAUCCGACGCCGUUUGGAGCAAGUUCAUACCGCCUGAGACACACACGAUCCUUUCCCAAUCCAGCUCCCUCUCCUCUUCCCCUCCGAAAUCAACGAAAGAGCUCUACAUGGCUCUCUGCGACAACCCCGUCCUCAUCGACGAGGGCAAUAUGAGCUUUUCACUAGACAAAUGGAGUGGGAAGAAGUGCUAUAUGAUAGCUGCAAAGCGCCUUCGGAUUGCUUGGGGUGGUACUCCUCAAUAUUGGACAUGGAAGCCUCUGCCUGAGUCCAGGUUUAAGGAGGCGGCCGAGCUUCGUUUUGUAUGUUGGCUUGAAAUCCGUGGUAGAAUUGAUACGCGCAUGCUGUCUCCAUCGACGACAUAUAAAGCUUAUCUGGUGUACAAGUUAACUCAAGGCACUUAUGGACUAGACUGGCCUUCCGUGGUCACAGUUGGUGCAAGAGCUCAUGGUUUUGAUUAUGAAUGCCCUGGUUUGAUGGAAAUAACUGCAGGCAUUAAGCCCACUGCGAUUCUGGUGCCCCAAAGAAACAUAGAAAUCCAUAUUGAAAGACAGGUUGGAAUAUAUCCUGAACUCAAUGGAGUAAAAUUUCCAAAUGAAAGCAGGGCGGAUGGGUGGCUGGAGAUGGAGCUGGGUGAGUUUCAUUGUCAAGGAGAUGAAGAAGGGGAGUUGGAAAUGAUUUGUUGUGAGACUAGUAGGGGUAAGAGUGGUCUCCUAGUUCAAGGGAUUGAGGUCAGACCAAAAAGGAACUAGCUAGCUAACUCAAAUGUAGUUCUCCAUCAGGGUCAUAGACUUGCCAGCAAUGUUCAAACAGCUACCAUCAGUGGUGUAAUCAAAUUUAAUCGAUAAGAGUUUGGUUUUGUUUGUUGAAUUUUCAGUUUGCUUCCA
Argentina anserina (silverweed cinquefoil) is the source of this 1037-nucleotide messenger RNA. RefSeq names its product putative F-box protein PP2-B12. The transcript has 3 exons. The coding region runs from base 42 to 902 and encodes 286 amino acids. The record is from RefSeq and is a predicted model, not a curated record. Lineage: Eukaryota; Viridiplantae; Streptophyta; Magnoliopsida; Rosales; Rosaceae. Gene Ontology annotation, molecular function: protein binding.